This is a messenger RNA of Arctia plantaginis, 1602 nucleotides long. The record is from the annotation of a GenBank genome assembly. Lineage: Eukaryota; Metazoa; Arthropoda; Insecta; Lepidoptera; Erebidae.
AUGAAAUUAUCACAUAUUAAGCUAAUAUGGAACAUAAAUACAGUAUGGAACACUCGCCGCGCUGUCAGAAUAUUAGAUGGGCCGAACAGGGUAGCGAUGCAUGCGCGACGGCACUGGGCCAGUGCAGGUAUCGCAGCAGGACCAGAAUUUUGCAUUCUAGACUCGUGCAGCAUCCACCCAAACCACCAGGAACCGCGAGUGAUCAUUGUGGGAGCUGGCAUGGCGGGACUUUCUGCUGCACAUCGCCUCACACAGUGUGGAAUACGUAAUUUCAUCAUUUUAGAGGCUAAAGAAAGACCAGGCGGCAGAAUACAUUCUUGUUGGCUUGGAGAUUCAGUAAUUGAGAUGGGUGCAGAAUGGAUUUUUGGUGCUUGUUUACCAAACUCAGUUUACACUCUGGCAUCACAAGACAGGCUUCUUCAAUCACCUUUGCCUCGCUUGGAUGCCUCCCGGGGCUUAUUUUGUACCAGCGAAGGACGUGCAGUUGACUUACCUGUGACAAUUACGGCUUAUCAUACUUUCAGGCAAAUAGAACAACAAGCAGCAAACUUGUUUAGACUCGGUGGAGAACGAAGGCAUGGAACUUUACUUAACUUUAUAGGUUUGCGUAUACAGCAAGAAUUAUUUAAUUUUCCAGAGGAUCAGAGGUAUGAUGCUGCUCGAGUCAUGUUCGGACUGACUAACAUUUUAAGAAACAGGUGUGGAGAUGAUUUGUCACUUGUAAGUGCAGAUCAGUACGGCAGUUAUAUUGAGUUACCUGGCGGUAGCGUACGAGUUCCAUUAGGCUAUGUUGGAGUAAUGGCACCACUAUUACGCGAGCUUCCAGACAACUGUAUACGAUACCAAAAACCAGUAAAUGUCAUUCGGUGGGGUCACGGACAAACGGGAUCGGGCCGUGUGCUAGUCAAAUGUUGUGACGGGGAAGAGCUGUUUGGUGACUACGUCAUACUUACGCUGUCUCUCGGGUGUCUAAAAUGUCAGGCGGAUAAACUAUUUGCUCCUCCGUUGCCUGUUUGUAAAUUAGAUGCAAUUUGUAAUCUAGGGUUUGGUCUCAGCGACAAAGUAUUUCUUGAAUAUUCUGAACCAUUUUGGGCGUGCCACGAGGGUAAUUUAAAAUUAGCAUGGUCAGCAGAAGAAUUACAAUCGAGAAAUGAUUGGACACGAGGCGUGUGUGCAAUCGAUGAACUGCCUGGCAGUAAACACGUAUUAUGCGCACUAAUAUCAGGUCAAGAAGCUGCUGUAAUGGAAUCAAUGGCAGAGAAUGACGUUGCCGAAGGCUUGACACGAUUACUUCGAAAAUUUACGGGUAAUCCGUGCCUACCCUACCCGCAAAUGAUGUUACGGUCUAAAUGGGCGGCGGAUCCACACUUUUGCGGAUCUUACUCCUAUAUGGGUUGCUGUUCAACGGUGAGUCAUCAGUGUGAAUUGGGCACGCCAGUGCCUGGUCCGUGCGAUUCAACUCCUCCAAUUCUACUUUUUGCUGGAGAAGCUACAGUACCCGGAUACUUCGCAACAGUACAUGGGGCGCGGCUUAGUGGUAUUCGUGAAGCCGAACGCAUUAUUUUAUUAACAAAAAAGUUCGAAGGUCCUCCAAAAACAUAA